AUGGCUAUACCGACCUCGGGCGUCCUCUUGUUCCUUCUACUGGCCACUCCAGUCUACAUCCUUUCGUUGGUCGUGUAUCGCCUAUACCUGCACCCUCUGGCGAAAAUCCCGGGGCCCAAGCUGGCCGCGGCGACCAGCUGGUACGAGUUCUACUACGAUGUAGUCGGCCGAGGGGUAUUCUGUUGGGAGAUUAAGCGGAUGCAUGAUGAAUACGGCCCCAUUGUGCGAAUCAACCCCAACGAGGUGCACAUCCUCGACACCGGCUUCUACGACGAGAUUUACGCGCCGGCCUCGAAGAAGCGCGACAAGUACGCCGACUACGUCGUCUUCCUGGGCGUGCCGACGGGCGCCUUUGCGACGUGCCCGCACGACCACCACCGCCUCCGUCGCAAGGCGCUCAACGUGUCCUUUUCCAAAAAGGCCAUUUACGAGAUUGAGCCUCUGAUCCAGGCCAAGGUCGACCUCCUCUGCGGCCGGUUCGGGGACGUGGCCCGCGGGGACAGGGUGGUGCGCCUCGACGCCGCCUUCUUCGCCCUCGCCAACGACAUCAUCACCGAGUACAGCUUCGGCGAGGGCUACGACUGCCUCGGCAAGGACGACUUCCAGGAGAGCUUCAAGGGGGUGCUGCUGACGGCCGUCGAGGCCGGCGCCUUUAUCCGCCAGUUCCCGUGGGUCGUGGGCGUGGUCAAGGCCCUCCCCUUGCCGGUGCUGCGCCGCGUCAGCGCCGCGUUUGCCAGCCUCUUGCAGUGGGAGGCCAUUGUCAACAAGAGGGUCGAGACGCUGGUCGCGGCGGCGCGCGCGGGAAAGCCCCUCGCCGACAGGUCCGUCUUCUCGACGCUGCUGCGCGGCGACCUGCCGCCCGAGGAGAAGUCGUUUCAGCGCCUGAUUGACGAGGGCAAGUCGCUCAUGGGCGCGGGUAGCGAGACCACCUCGUGGACUUUGACGCUGCUCAUGUGGUAUGUGGCACGGGACGCGCGGAUCCUUUCCAGGUUGAGGGAGGACCUGAGAGACAUGCCUGACGGUGUGGCCGCGUCGUCGCUGCUCAAGUGGCUGGAGCAGAGGCGAUAUCUGAGUGCCGUGGUGACCGAGGCGCUGCGGUUCGACCACGGUGCCAUUGGGCGCUUGCCGCGUAUUGCGAAUGAGCCGCUGCGGUACAAGGACCAUGUCAUACCGGCUGGGACGCCGCUGAGCUCGACCAACUACUGGGUUCACAUGGACGAGACGAUUUUCCCAGACCCGGCCACGUUUUCUCCCGAGAGAUGGCUCGAGGCGGAGAGGGAGGGAUUCCCCCUCCAGAAGUACAUGGUGUCUUUUUCAAAGGGCAGCCGCCAAUGCGUUGGCCAAAAUCUUGCAACGGCGGAGUUGUACCUGACGGCGGCGGCGCUGGUUACACGCUUCGAUUUCGAGUUUGUCGGCACCACGGAGCAGGACAUCCUGCCGGCCCGCGACUGUUUUAUUCCACGGCCCGUGGUUGGCUCACCCGGCGUGUAUGUCAAGAUCAGGGGCGUGGACACGGAAAACAAGAUGGCUUCUAAUUAG
Messenger RNA from Metarhizium robertsii ARSEF 23, 1539 nucleotides. Its product is annotated as Cytochrome P450 CYP58T1. The record is from RefSeq and is a predicted model, not a curated record. Lineage: Eukaryota; Fungi; Ascomycota; Sordariomycetes; Hypocreales; Clavicipitaceae. The coding region runs from base 1 to 1539 and encodes 512 amino acids. The transcript is spliced from 5 exons. Gene Ontology annotation, molecular function: iron ion binding; monooxygenase activity; oxidoreductase activity, acting on paired donors, with incorporation or reduction of molecular oxygen.